AUGGAUCAUGACUCAGGCGAAGGGAAGCUGGAGAGUGCGCCAAAGUUCGACGGGAGCGACUAUUGGACUUGGAGCUUCCGAUUCGAGCAAUGGGCAGAGGCACACGAUCUAUGGGGGUACUUUGAUGGUUCGGAGGAGCGGCCUGCAUCGGGUGACGCACGGCUAAAGUGGGAGAGGAGAAAUCAAAAGGCAUUUGCCCAAUUCUGCAAUGCCUUGGUGCCAGAUGAGUUGAUUCGCUUGGUACGGGAGUUCGGCGGCAAGACCGAGUUUGGAAACGCACCUGUUGAUGGCGGAGCAAGAGCGGUCACCCGAGUUCCUGCAGGCACAGCAGCGGCAUACACACGAGUGAAGGAAUUCUACCUUCAGCGUGGAUUGUGUAACCGGAUGGCACUCUCAGAGGAACUCUCUUCCUUGAAGAUGAAAGAAGGGGAGGGAGUGGCUGCAUACUGGGCGCGUGCCGAGGAAUUGAGGUCCAAGUACUUGGCUGCAGGAGGGAAGGAGGAGGUUGAGGAGUGGAUGAUGAGGGUACUCAAAGGACUACCUCCUCACUUUGAGAUGCUGAAGGUAGUGCUGAACAACCAAUCACCAUCGCUUACUAAGGAUCGGCUGCUUACCUCCUUGAGGAGCGAGGAGAUGCGGAUUGGUGUCGCACCAAUAUCGGAUGGUGUAGCCACUUUUGGAGCGGGUACGAAAGUGGGCAGCAGCGGCAGGGGAAAUGGGGACAAGGGCGGAAAGCAUGGAGGCAGCGGUAGCAGCAGUGACACCAACUCGGGUAGAUGGGGUCAAGGAAAAGGCAAAGCGGGAGUGCUUGAUUUCCCCUGGGGGUCCAAGGGCAUGGCUCCUCGGGGGUUGUGUCAUGGCUGUUGGGAUGAGGGACAUGCAUGGCAGCGAUGUCCUCAUCGACCUAAGGGAGGCAUUCCGGCAUUCUUAAAGCGGGGGGGUCGUGGAUCCAACGGCAAGGCACAGGUGGCGGAUGAGGAGGAGCAGGAUGACAAGGCAGAGGCAGUGGUUGGAGAGGCAGUUGCAGCAGUGGGAGAGGAGCAGCCGCGAGAGGGGUGGUGGAUUGACAGUGGGGCCAGCCACAACUUUACUCCUUAUGCAUCGGACUUCAAAAGUAAGCUUCAGCCACCAGAGGUUCGGGGAGUUAGAUUGGGAGAUGGACGGGUGGUGAAAGCUGUUGGCAUGGGUGAGGUGCCAGUGGUUGGUGCUGGAGGUCAGCUGCUGAGGAUUCAAAAGGGUCACCUUGUGCCUGAGAUGCACACGCGUCUGCUAUCAGUCCCACACCUCAUCUCUCGAGAUGUCAUUGUCACAUUCAAGGGCAAGAAAUGUGUUCUUAAACGGGGGGAGAGGGUGUUGGCGAUUGGAGAAAAGGAGAGGGGCAGGGACCAUGGAUUGUCGGCUCGGAAGCCGUUUCCCCACGAGGCGUCUCGGGCACUUGGGCCUUUGGAUGAGGUCCACAUAGAUUUGUGGGGGACAGUGCGCACACCGUCACUGGGAGGAGCGGUGUAUGUCCUCAGUCUCAUUGACGACUUCACCAGACGAGUUUGGUCGUUCCCACUCCCCAACAAGGAAUUGGCCAUAGUCGCAAAAGUUCUUCGCCAGUGGCAUAAGGACGUGGAGUUGGAGUGUGGGCGGAAGCUGAAGGCUGUUCGCUCCGACAGGGGUGGCGAGUUCUUGGGGGACGCUGUGAAAGCAUGGAAAGCGGAGUUUGGCAUCAAAACCCAAUUGAGUGUCGCAGAUACACCGCAACAGAAUGGGGUCGUGGAGAGGUGGCACAGGACAAUGGCAGAGGGGAUUCGCACAUUGUUGGUCGACAGUGGUCUCCCUGCUCGCUUGUGGGGUGAAGCAUUGAUGUGGGUCGUGUGGGUUAAGAAUAGGGUCACCCACAGUGCUUUGCCUGCCUCCAUCACACCAAUGGAGGCGUGGUCCGGCCAGAAGCCGCAUGUGGGCAUGGCUCGGAUUUGGGGUUGCAUGGGGAGUGUCAUGCUGCAUGGGCAUGAGAAGGGUGGCAAGCUUGAUGCAAGGGCUGUCAUGUGUGUCUGUGUUGGAGUGGACAUGGAGAGCAAGGGUUGGCGCAUGCUGGACCCUUCUCUCAUGCGCAUUCGCAUUGCUCGUGAUGUUGAUUUUCUUGAGAAUGUGAUGUGGAAGGAUUGGGACAAGGCAAAGGGAUUUGGGGAGCUUCUGCAGGAUGCAGCUGCGAUUUCCCAACUCCUCCCUCUUCCACUCUCGCCACCCUCAGCACCGGCUGACGACGUUGAGAUGCCACCUUCAUCACUGCCACCGGCACCGCUGAGUGUGUCGGUGCAGCAGCAGCCCACCCCUCUGCAGCAGCUCAGUGGCCCCUCGGUCAUUCAGCGGAGAUCCGCUACACAGGCUACUUCCUCUUCCUCCUCCUCUGGUCAGCGCUCUGUCCCUCUCUCUACGGGUGCCCCUCCGUCACCAGCGACUACCUCCCCACCACCGGUUACGGGUUUGCAGGUGCUUGGUACCCAGUCUGGUACAGGUGGUGAGGAGGUAGGGGGGGAUGCUGGUGUGGUUGAGGGCAUGCUGUGUUUGGCCAGGGAGGUGGAAGGUGUUGCACUGGCAGGUUUGAGCACCGGUGAUGUCCCACGCACACUCGCUGAGGCCUUGCGUGGCCCUGAGGGCCCUGCAUGGAAGGCAGGCGCUGAGAAGGAGGUAAAUGCAAUGCGCACUAUGGGUGUAUAG
This is a messenger RNA of Closterium sp. Naga37s-1, 2706 nucleotides long. The record is from the annotation of a GenBank genome assembly. Lineage: Eukaryota; Viridiplantae; Streptophyta; Zygnematophyceae; Desmidiales; Closteriaceae.